This is a messenger RNA of Papilio machaon (common yellow swallowtail), 719 nucleotides long. RefSeq names its product glycine-rich cell wall structural protein 2-like (gene CPG15). Lineage: Eukaryota; Metazoa; Arthropoda; Insecta; Lepidoptera; Papilionidae. The record is from RefSeq and is a predicted model, not a curated record. The transcript has 4 exons. The coding region runs from base 16 to 669 and encodes 217 amino acids.
CGCAGUGCAGGGACAAUGGCUUGCGUCAGCGCGGUCGAGGAACAGCUUCCGUUCGCUUCUUCAUGGCCCUCGAAGCUUGGCCAGCGAGUGGGAGAGCAGAGCUCGUAUAUAACGCGCCGCUGCCGACCCAUCCACAAGCAGUUACCGAUCAGCUUCACCAUGAAGGUAUUCGUGUGCUUGUUAGCGUUGGCAGUGGUCGCGAAGGCCGGGUAUAUCGGCGGCGGCGGCGGAGGCUGGUCGGGCGGUGGUGGCGGCGGCUACGGUGGGGGCGGAUGGUCCGGCGGCAGCAGCGGCUGGUCUAGCGGCGGUGGCGGAGGCGGAGGCUACGGCGGCGGCCACGGCGGCGGUGGACAGGUGAAAAUCAUCAAAAUCAUCACCACCGGCGGAAGUGGAGGUGGCGGUGGAUUCGGCGGCGGCUAUGGCGGUGGUUACGGCGGCGGUAGCGGAGGCUGGUCCAGCGGAGGCGGAGGCGGCGGCUGGAAGCUCGGCGGAGGCAGCAGCGGAUGGUCUAGUGGUGGAGGUGGUUGGAAACUCGGCGGAGGUGGAGGUGGCGGCGGCUGGAAACUGGGCGGAGGCAGCGGAGGUUGGUCUGGCGGUGGUAGCGGCUGGAAGAGCGGCGGUGGCGGCGGCGGCUGGUCCAGCGGCGGCGGCUCCUCAGGCUGGUGGUGAUCUUCUCUAUAGUACAAAUUCGACUUAAUAUAUUAUAACAUAUCAAACUA